Molecule: messenger RNA, 585 nt
Organism: Rhopalosiphum maidis (corn leaf aphid)
Lineage: Eukaryota; Metazoa; Arthropoda; Insecta; Hemiptera; Aphididae
Product: LDL receptor repeat-containing protein egg-1-like
Exons: 4
Coding region: 221-454 (77 amino acids)
Molecular function (GO): protein binding
Source: RefSeq, a predicted model, not a curated record
UCGAUCAUACAAACAUAGCUCUGCGUAUGCGUAAAACAUAAUAAUUAUUAACACCGACUGAUAACUUGAAAUACUUAUUCAGAAGACAUAAGAUCGUUCUAAAAAUAAAGUACUUUACAAUAAAGUUCAAUAUUAAUUAAUUCCAUGCAAAUAUUUUUUAGUGGUGCUUAUAUAAUUUAUCUAAUUUAAGUUUAGCUUCAAUAUUAAUUCAUCAUUGGCCAUGAAGGUGACGUAUACCUGGUUAAUAUAUGCAUGUAUAAUUUUUGGAAUAGACGUUUUUUGUGAUAGAAUAUUUGAAAAACGACAAACUGUUUCAUCAUGCGAAAUCAAAGACCAAUACAAAUGUAUAUCUGGCCAAUGUAUUGAUAAAACAUCAAUUUGCGAUGGAACUCGAGAUUGUAAUGAUGGGUCUGAUGAAACUUUAGCAUUAUGUAAUACAGUUCGAGUGCGGUAGAUCGUAUAUCGGACACAAAUUAUUGAUCGAUAAUGGUAAGACAGCACAGGUUGGAACAGCACCUUGGAAUGUAGGAGUAUAUCGAUUUAAUAAAGAAAAUUCCAAAUAUGACUUGAUAUGCGGAGGAUCAA